This is a messenger RNA of Cooperia oncophora, 759 nucleotides long. The record is from the annotation of a GenBank genome assembly. Lineage: Eukaryota; Metazoa; Nematoda; Chromadorea; Rhabditida; Trichostrongylidae.
AUGAUACACCCGCUUCGCUGUGUAAGAUCAUCACAUCCUCUGUCACGUACUCUGUCAGUUUCUUUGGGGCCCGUUAUCAGAACCAUACAGAGACCCACGCGCUUGUGUCACUUGAAGCAUGCAAGCUUAUGGCCCAACAUCAUAAAUGUGAGUACGGCGGCAUGUCGCGGUCUGAUAGCAGUUGGUCCACGUCCGAUUCUCUCGUUGUUGACUGGCCAUUGGCCCCUUUCGGAUAUUAAACUGAGCAUACUGUAUCCGUCUCCAACUGUAUCUUGGUGCAGACUGUGGUUCACAUGUGCUAUGGAGCUUCCUAUCCAGAUUCACCAGCGGGAAACCUCGACCCAGUGCGAAUACGGCUCCGGGAAUUGCCUCUUGAAGGAUGGAUCGAUGCUCAUCUGGUCACCGAAUAAGCAGGAAACUUGCCGGUUUGAACCCUUGAUGAAAAUGUGUAACCCAGCUGCAGAACACUGCGGUUCCCAACUGAUCCUUUCCGACCAAGGUUACGCGCUCGCGCCCAGUAACACGGAUUCCUCGUUCCUCGUCGCCUCCAACCAGCUGGCUGCGCAAUUACAGCUGUGGAAGCAUCCGUCGGUUCAACGCACGAAAACACUGAACACACUGCUGGAAAAGUACAAGGCGUACGCGGAUGAAAUAAAUCCCACAGGCGACGACCGUACACAGUAUGAUGAGUACUCCACUGCGGUAAAUCUGAUCGCUGGAGGAAUCAAAAUCAUCAAAUCAAGCAGGGACUCCCUGUAG